AUGGGCAACGGCCGCCGCGACAACGACCACGGCAAUGGCCACCACGAACACGGUCGGCAUGACAAUGGGUAUGACCCAGAGAGAUCGGACUCCGACUGGGAAGAUCAGGAACGGCUUGAAGAGGAGAUCGAUGAAGGCGAACUCACCAGUCGUCGUCCCUCCACCUCGUCGCGACCUCCACCACCGCCAGAUGUUAUUCGGGCCAAGCUGCAAAAAACCCUAGAUGACAAAGCUGAGUUCUUCAGAGUUGCUAAAGAUGCCUUCUACCAAUUCGACAGAGACAAUGACGACUAUCUGGACUUUGAGGAGACACAAAGACUCGUUAAAAGACUUUGUGACAAUCUUUCAGUACCAGAAGUGGACCAAGAUACCCUGACGCGGGUCUUCAACAAAUAUGAUGAGGAUAAAUUGGGAGGGCUAACGAUGGAUCAGUUUGCCCAAUUUUAUUGGCGUUUGUUAUGGAAUGUUAGAGACAAGUAUUAUUCGGAUCGGCAAGUACAAAUUCGACGAGAGAAUUACAUCGGUCAUUUUGUGAAUAUGAGGAAGGAUUUUAACAUUUAUGAGCGUUAUGAAUUUCGUCGGAAGAUUGGUGAGGGUGGUUUUGGAGUGGUACAUUUGGUUUAUGAUCGUAUCUUGAAUUUGAUAUGUGUAUGUAAGACAAUAGAUAAAUCAAUAUUAGGUGAAGGAUCUACUGAAAUAGAAUCAGAAAUACAAUCAUUAAAGAGUUUAGAUCAUCCUAAUAUAAUUAAAGUAUAUGAUGUAUAUGAUACUGAAGAUUACGUUUAUAUAUUGAUGGAAUAUUGUAAUGGUGGUGAAUUAACAAAAUUGAUUAAUGAUUCAAUGGCAAGAGGUAAAUUACUAAAUGAACUAUUUGUAUGCCACAUCAUAUAUCAAUUAAUUAAUUCAAUAAACUACAUUCAUCAACAUGGAAUUGUUCAUAAAGAUAUUAAACCUGAUAAUAUAAUGUUCGCUACACAUUCAAUUGGAUUCAAGAAUAGUGACAAGAAUAAUAGUAGUGGUGGUAAUCAUCAUCAUAGUACUAGUAGUGGUAAUCAUAGUAGUAGUAGUGGUGGUAAUCAUAGUGAUGAUAAUCAUGAUGGUGAUGAUAAUAUUAUUAUGUCGGUAGGUUUCAUAAGAUCUCUUUCUAUUAAGGUAAUUGAUUUUGGACUAUCAGAAUUCUUCAAUCAUGAAAAAUAUAUUAUGACAGCAGGAGGUACAGUUUUAUAUAUGGCACCUGAAGUAUUCAAAUUUCGUAUGAAUUCAAAAUGUGAUAUAUGGAGUAUAGGAUGCUUAUUAUAUGUCUUGUUGUCAGGACAUUUACCUUUUAAUGGAUCAGACUUUCGUAUCAUCAAACAUAAAAUACUUUCUGAAGAACCUAAUUACAAAGCACACUGUGGACAUGUUUCAUUAAGAGCGUUGGAUAUGAUAAAGCAAUGUUUACAAAAAGAUCAUCAUAAAAGACCAUCUGCCAAACUACUAUUAAAACAUAAAUGGUUCCGCUUACUCAACUCUAGCACAGCUCAACUUAUGGAUGAUGAUCCACGUCAUCAUCCACGUCAUCAUCAACCGCUUCCAAUAAUUAAUCGUGAGAUCAAGUUGAAUUUUCGGAAGUUUACAAAACAAGCUGAUAUCAAACUGGCACUGAUAAAUAUGAUGGCACAUCAUCUCGACUGGCGGGACACACGUGUACAACAAAUCUCCCGGCUAUUCAACGAUCUAGAUCGCGAUCAUAAUGGCGUGCUGUCCGCUGAUGAAUUGAGACGCGCACUCACUCUCGAACCAUGUCCCUUAGAACCAUGGGAUAUAAACAUGGUUCUACAAGCACUCGACGUCAAUAAUGACGGCACAAUCAGCUACACUGAAUUCCUAGCCGCAGCCUACACUUGGAAGCUAUCCGAAAUAAACCUCGUCUAUUCCGCCUUCAAUAAACUUGACACCGACCAAGAUGGUAAAAUCCAAACCGAAGACCUCGCCCUACUACUACUCGGCUAUGACCCCGGCCUUCAGGGACCCGACAAACCCACUGAUCACGACUUAACCAAAGCACAACUCACCACCAAGAAAAAACUCAAAAAAUCUAUCAACGACAUCGACACCAAUCAUGAUGGCAUUAUUGAUUGGGACGAAUUCGCCACAUACAUCACCAAGUAA
This is a messenger RNA of Gregarina niphandrodes, 2151 nucleotides long. Its product is annotated as protein kinase domain protein. Gene Ontology annotation, molecular function: ATP binding; protein serine/threonine kinase activity; calcium ion binding. The transcript is spliced from 2 exons. Gene Ontology annotation, biological process: mitotic DNA damage checkpoint signaling; protein phosphorylation. Bases 1 to 2151 code for a protein of 716 amino acids. Gene Ontology annotation, cellular component: nucleus. NCBI's taxonomy places the organism in Eukaryota, Apicomplexa, Conoidasida, Eugregarinorida, Gregarinidae. The record is from RefSeq and is a predicted model, not a curated record.